This is a messenger RNA of Tricharina praecox, 774 nucleotides long. RefSeq lists its product as uncharacterized. Lineage: Eukaryota; Fungi; Ascomycota; Pezizomycetes; Pezizales; Pyronemataceae. The transcript has 5 exons. The record is from RefSeq and is a predicted model, not a curated record. The coding region runs from base 1 to 774 and encodes 257 amino acids.
AUGGGUGCACCACACCACACGAAGACGGCCCAGAAGCCGAAUACAAGGACGGCCCAAGCUGUUCCCCCGCCCCGGUCUCGCUGGUUUCCGCCGGUUCCACCACUACUGAACCAGCAAAUGCGGAGUUGCUGGUUCAGCAAGAGCCAGAGCGGAGAUGCCGGGAGGCUCUCUAGCUCGAGCGUGAUAUCGCACGCCUCGCAGAGGAUGCGUCCGCAGCCACCAGAGCCGCAGCCGCCGCCGAAACUCUCGUCCACACUCAACCGGGCGGCGAUGGCAGCACUUCACAAGGGAGCGAGGAUAGAGGUCAAGCCGCUCACCGCCUUGCCGGAGCGCAAGGAGAACGAAACUCUCGAGCAGUGGGAGUUUCUCCGUGAGGGGCUUGGCCCAGAGGACGAGAGGGAGAAGCGGUUGGCGAGGGAGAAGGAGAAGGAGGCGGAGAAACUUACCGAGGCGCAGAUACUCCGGGAGGCUAAGCAAGAGCGUGCGAUGAAGGCCGAGAAGCAUACGAAGGCCCUUGUGGCGGAGCACAUCCGCCAGAAGCACGCACGCCUGGCGUUGGAGCGUCAGGUGCUGGCGGAGCAGGAGGCGGAGCGGAGUCGACAGGAGGUGCUCCGGCUCGAGUCGCAGGAGGCGGUGAAGUGGAGUUACUGGGAGGCGCUCCGGGUCGAGAGAGAGCUCGCAGCCAUCGACCGUCUCGUUGACAUGCCCUCGGCCGGCGGCAUGGCCACCGCCCUCCACCGGGAUGCUUCGAUUGACCGUGAGGAGGUCCACUAG